AAGCUUCCUCCUCUCUGUCUUAUUGUACUUGGAUCUCAUUUUUUCCUUCAUCAUGGCCUUCUCGGGAGCUCUCACUUUAACGGACCUCAAUGACUACAUCACUCCAUCUCAGGCUUGUAUCAAGCCAGUAGAGCAGAAAAACACACCCAUAACUGAAGCUCCACAACCGGGAGCAGCUGCGACAGAGAUCCGUGUAGAUUCUGAUGGUGGAUACUAUGAAGUAUCGAAGUCACAAGUGCCAGAUGUCGAGAUGGCAUCAACCUCAGGCAGUGGGAGUGGUAAGAAGCUCGAGACGGCUGAGAUUAGCCUGAACGAUUGUCUCGCAUGCAGUGGAUGUAUAACAUCAGCAGAAUCUGUCCUUAUUACUCUCCAAUCCCACACCGAAGUUCUCAAUUUCCUCUCAUCGAACGCCCCGUCAUCCAGCCCCUCCCACAAACUCCCCGUUGUGUCUAUCUCGCCCCAGUCCGUCGCAUCGCUAGCAGCAUCCAUUUCAUCUGCACAAGCAACAGAAGUCUCGCUCUACGAGACUCUCAUCCGGAUAGAGCACUUCUGUGUCUCCACAUUGGGUUUCGCGCACGUCUUCGACACCACUUUUGCGAGGCAUCUGUCUCUAAUGGAGCAUGUCCGUGAGUUUCACGAUCGGAAGCAGGCUGCAGAUGCAAGUGGGACUGGAGAAGGCGGACAGAUACCUAUGCUCGCGAGUGCAUGUCCGGGGUGGGUAUGUUAUGCUGAGAAGACCCAUGCGGAAAUGUUGCCGUUCAUCUCUAGGACGAAAUCACCACAACAGGUCAUGGGCACCAUAGUCAAAGAGUGGUUGGCUCCGCAAUGGGGCAAAAAGCCGGACGAGAUCUAUCAUGUCACCGUGAUGCCAUGCUAUGACAAGAAAUUGGAAGCAUCACGGCAAGACUUUUAUAACGAUAUCUACCAGACCCGUGAUGUCGACUGUGUUCUCACCACUGGAGAGCUACAGCUACUCAUGCAGGAGAAAGGAUUUGACCUCUCGAUGCCUGUACCCUCGAGCUCGUCAUCGCCAUCCCCCUCGGAACCUCUUUUGCCUCGCCUUCUACAACAUCCAGGAUCUUCGUCGGGCUCCUACCUCCACACUAUUCUUCUAGAUAUCGCAUCAACCUACCCAUCAUCAAAAUCAUCCUCGACACAUCCACAGAUCUCCUCGGCCUCUGCAUCCAUAUCACCAGUUCCCUCUGAAUCCGUCGGCCCCACACCAUCUUCACUUCUCCACCUUGAAGCCAAAACGAUUCGUACCUCCGACUACGAGGAGUAUAUUCUCACGGACACCCGCACUUCCGAAAUCAUCUUCAAAGCCGCCCGCUGUUAUGGUUUCCGGAACCUUCAAAACGUGGUACGCAAAGUGGCAAAGUCUGCGGGUGUACAAAGUGGGAAAGGAGCUGCUGGUAGACUGGGUGCGAGGAAGGCUGCAUCAGGGGCGGGAGUGAGGGCGAGAGUAAAGAAGAGGGCUGGAGCUGCGGGUGCGGGUGCGGGUCUUAGUCGUGAAGGCGAUGGGGUGGUGGCAGCAGACAGAGCAUACGAUUACGUGGAGGUCAUGGCUUGUCCGGGAGGUUGCGUGAAUGGUGGAGGGCAGCUGCGACCCUCAGAGGCGUUCUUGACACCAUCAUCGACCAACCCAUCAUCCGUCACAGGAAUGGCUGGAGAUCAAGAUAUGAAGGACGAAGAGGGCUUUGCUAGGGAUUGGAACGAGACUGGGGUCUCUGGGGGUAGCAGCGGCAACAUAGGUGUGGCGAGCUCGAAGUGGGGCGACAGGAAGUGGGUCAAGGUCGUUGAGAGGACGUACUGGGGCGGUGAACCACCGCGGGUAAGGAUCGGAGCAGGAGAUCUGCCUACGCCACCAGAGUCCCCAAAGUUGACGCCUCGUGAUGGUGCAGUGCUCGUCAAUGUCGAGCGGGCGAAAGUCAGGCGGGCGGACGAGUUGGCGGGGACCAUAUUGAAGGAUUUAUGUCGGCCGAACGAUCCUGAAAACGGUGCAAAUCAUCCUGCUCGAUGGGGCCAUAAGAUGGAUGAGGAAUCGGAGGCAAGGCGGAGGCAACUGUUCAGAACCGAGUAUAGAGCUGUCGAGAGUGAAGUAGUGGGGCUUGCAGUGAAGUGGUAGAAUGUCCCCUCGAUUAUUAUGAGGUGUUUCCCUCUGGUGUACUAAGUAUUUGGUUAUGUACGUUUGUAUCUUUAGGAUUAUCGCAGCCUUCGUAAUUUUU
Molecule: messenger RNA, 2225 nt
Organism: Stereum hirsutum FP-91666 SS1
Lineage: Eukaryota; Fungi; Basidiomycota; Agaricomycetes; Russulales; Stereaceae
Product: iron hydrogenase
Exons: 5
Coding region: 53-2125 (690 amino acids)
Biological process (GO): iron-sulfur cluster assembly
Cellular component (GO): cytosolic [4Fe-4S] assembly targeting complex
Molecular function (GO): 4 iron, 4 sulfur cluster binding
Source: RefSeq, a predicted model, not a curated record